Molecule: messenger RNA, 1059 nt
Organism: Aegilops tauschii subsp. strangulata
Lineage: Eukaryota; Viridiplantae; Streptophyta; Magnoliopsida; Poales; Poaceae
Source: RefSeq, a predicted model, not a curated record
AUGUCCACCAUACGGGGCGCCGGAGAAUGCGACUCCGCCUCGCCGACGUCCGCUGCCGCAAGGGUUGCCACCGCCUCCCGCGCCAGGUGCCUUGCACGGCGUGCAUGUCGUGCCAUGGCCUCGUGGGACGAUGGUGCGUCCCCAAUAUCGGCGCGCCACCAGAGGGGUUGCACGUCCGCCAGCGCGUUCGGACGCCAGACGGACCGCACGGCCUCCGGCGAGGCAGCUACGGUCCGCCUAGUGCUGGAUCCAUGCGCCAUGUGGGCGGACGCAAUGGAUUCCCGGCGGAUGGAUUCCGAGUGCAGCCGUCCACCGGCCUCCUCCCGGGCGCGGCGGAGCGCAAUCCAGACUGUUGAGCAUGUAUUUUGUAUUACAGGCAUACAUGGCGCGUACAGCGUACAUGGCGCGUGGGCUGCGGCUGCCUCCAGUGAGUGGACUGCGUACGGCGCCCCGCUCCCGGCCCCGCUGGCGUACGCCGCCGCCCCACCGCCGACGCUCUCCAGUCAGUCCGUCGGCAUCCCUUCACCAGCGACGACUCCGCCUGUCGACCCCUUGCUGUCGCUUGGCGCCGGCUACGGCGCCCUCCUUGCGCCGCCGCCCAUCGGCGGUUAUGGUCCACCCGUCCCGGCGCCGCCCUACGAGGGCCUCCUGCAGCCGCCGGUUCCUCCGGCUUCGGCCCCUUUGGCGCCAGCCCCCGCGCCCCCUUCAUGGAGCGAUGCGCGGCAGCACCCCCCGGCGGUCCUCCCGGCACGGCGCCCUCUGCCGCCACCACCCGGCUUCGUGACUUCCUCCCCCGAGGUCGAGUCCGAGCAGGCCCCCGGGUCCCCGUCUCCCUCAUACGAGGUUGAACCCGGCACCCCGCCCGCCACCCCUGCGACGGGCUCGACGUCACCCUCGCCCGUCGCCUCUUCCACCGUCGGCUCGGCCGACGCUGCUGCCGCCGCGGCCCCCGCCGCCGCUGCACCGGGGGGCCCCACAGUCGCGGCCCCCGCCGCCGCACCAGGUGCCCCUGCCGCCGCGGCACCCGCCGGCCCUGCUGCCCCGUCACUUGGCGUGUGA